CUCUAUCGAAACUUUGCAAAGAGGGCAAAAAUAAUUUUCAGUUGGAAAAUAAAAAAGGGCAUUGGAUGGGAAACCCAUAAGCCCAUUUUUCAGGUUGAUUUUCAAUUUUCAAUUUUCAAUUUUUUGUUUUCUUCCUUCAACAAAUUUGGUUGUCAUCCCUGGAACAAAUUCCCAGCUUCCAUCACUGAGCAAUGUCGUCCUUCGACAUUGACGGAAUUUUGGGUAACACGAAGGAGCUCGAUCGCUUACGCAAGGAGCAGGAAGUUGUUGUUCUUGAAAUUAACAAGAUGCACAAGAAACUCCUCGCUACUCCUAAAGUGGUUGAGAAGCCUGGGGAUAAUUCAUUGUCAAAAUUGAAGCAUUUAUAUACUCAAGCAAAACAACUUUCAGAGGAUGAAGUGAGUGUUUCCACGACCUUAUUGGGGCAACUUGAAACCUUGCUGCCCGGACCUGUGCAACAAAGGAGAAAGAUAGAUAAGAAAAGAAUGAAGGCAGAUUCAGACAAUGCUCGUAGUUCACCUGCAAUGAGAAACCUCGAGGCUUGUGCUAACAUGAAAGAUGAACAGGUGGCAGCCAGGGUGACACCAGAUGGGGCUGAGAAGGACGAAUGGUUUAUUGUAAAAGUGAUACAUUUUGAUAAGGAGACAAAACUAUUUGAAGUACUAGAUGAGGAGCCAGGCGAUGAAGAUGAAGGUGGAGGGCAAAGAAAAUACAAGUUGCCAAUGUCGGCCAUCAUAUCUUUUCCAAAACGAAACGAUCCUUCUACUGUCCCUGAAUUCCUACCUGGAAGACGAGUCUUAGCAGUUUAUCCAGGAACAACCGCUCUUUAUAGGGCAACAGUUGUCAAUAGUCAUCGCAAGAGGAAGACAGACGACUACUUGUUGGAAUUCGACGACGACGAGGAAGACGGGUCCUCGACAUUGCCCCAGAGAACAGUACCCUUCCAUAAGGUGGUGGCCUUGCCUGAAGGACUUCGCCAGUAAGCUCCCUGUGUUUAUAUUGUGAAUAAAAUAUAAGGUUGUAUGUAAAUCGUAGACCAAAAAAGAAUCUACUUAAUUUGUCUUUAAAUUUGAGAGAUGAUAAUGUGUAUUGAGUACCUUCACACUUUGCCUUAUUAAGCUCUAACAAUGGUGAGGUAAUUCCCUGAUACAUAAUUAAUUAUUGGUGUGAUCCUUUUUAGUAGUUGAAGGAAUCCCAAUAAUAUAUGAAUCAUGUGUGGAUGUUCUCUAAAUUAUAACAAUAAUAACAUCUUGUUUUUCA
Molecule: messenger RNA, 1260 nt
Organism: Cucumis melo (muskmelon)
Lineage: Eukaryota; Viridiplantae; Streptophyta; Magnoliopsida; Cucurbitales; Cucurbitaceae
Product: SAGA-associated factor 29 homolog A
Exons: 9
Coding region: 192-983 (263 amino acids)
Cellular component (GO): SAGA complex
Source: RefSeq, a predicted model, not a curated record